Molecule: messenger RNA, 3510 nt
Organism: Closterium sp. NIES-67
Lineage: Eukaryota; Viridiplantae; Streptophyta; Zygnematophyceae; Desmidiales; Closteriaceae
Source: the annotation of a GenBank genome assembly
CGUUUCCGUUUUUUUUUUUUUUUUUUUUUUUUUUUUUUUUUUUUUUUUUUUUUUUUCCCUGUUUUUUCUCCUCUGUGGCAGGAGGAGCUGAAGAAGGAACUGGAGGGGUCCCAGACGCAGGCAUUCAGACGCAAAGGCCCACCUCCUAGUCCUGCUGCGUUGAGGGAUAUGAGGUCCCUGCUUGACAAGGUUGGCACCCUUAAUGGACGGCAGCUUUUAGUGGAUAUUUUCCAGAAUGGAAAGGGGUAGCAUUAUAAUUAGGUGCAGAGGAGAUACAGCUGUCGAAAGAUACAGCUGUCGGAAUUUAACAAGCAAUUCAGCCGCCAUCGGGGAUGUAGCUCAGAUGGUAGAGCGCUCGCUUAGCAUGCGAGAGGUACGGGGAUCGAUACCCCGCAUCUCCACGUUGCCUCCAUUGACAUCUUUUCCCGUGGGAAAGCCUCUCCAGUUUCAUCCGUGUGCGCUUGGUUUCAGCUGUCGUGCGGGGGUGUCUGGCCUGGGCGUGCUGACUUUUGGCGCUUACGUGACGGGAGUAGCUGUUGGCGGGCAGAUGCGAUAGGUUCAUCGAGGGUUCCACCGUUCCAUCGCAAAACAAUCGGACAGCCGAGGAAGCGAUCUGUCAAGCCUAGAAGGCCACACGCCGGUUCCCUCGUCGCUGACUGGUCGCUGCCGUCAAGAGAUUUGCGUGCGACGUAUUCGCGCCGGCGUAACUGACUCUACUGCGCUACAGACGUACCGGAUCGUCGAGGUGACGUAACGGGUGUUGCCGUAAUGUAGCUCCUAUCGCGACUGUAGCGUCGACGAGGGUGGCGCUGGUAACCUUGACCGCGUAUCGGGCCUGUUUAUAACGCGAUGGAGCAUCGUCAUCAGCAGCAGCAGCGUCGCCGUUCAGCCGCCAGCGCGACUGUGGUGUUCGUCGCGUUUGGGACGCGGGGGGACGUGCAGCCGCUUGCAGUGCUAGCAUCAGCGCUCGCUGCAGAGAGCAGAUCACAGCAGGGGGGAGCGGAAACGAAGGGAAACACGGCGGGGAGGGGAGAUGGGGACAGAGAAGCGUCUAUUGCGGUUUGGUUUGUGACCCAUCAAGAGCACCAGCGCAGCCUCGGGCCGAGCCUAGCGGCACAUGGUGUGGGGUUUGUGGGGGUGUCGUCCCCUGCGUUCAAGAAACGAGAGGAGCAGAAGGGGAGAGAUGCUAGACCAGAGAGGGAACAGAGGGAGGAGGGCGGGGGAAGAGGGACGGGGAAAGCAGAAGAGACGGGAGAGAGGACCCGAGGAAAGAGGAGAAAGAGGAGCAUGAUUCUGAGUGAAGUAAAUGAAGAGGGGAACGAAGCGGAGGAUAAAACGGAUGAAGAAGAGGGGGGAUGGGGAGAGGAGGAGGAGGCACGGCAUCGCAGAGAGUGCUUUGAAGCCAUCCAGCAGUGCUUGGAGGAAUCGAGUGAGGGGGGGGAAAGGAAAGGAAGAACCAGCAGCAGGGAUGGCGAGCUGCAAGAGACACAGAGGCUCAUAGUCUUCAACCUCUUUGCGCUGGAGGCAUGGCACAUAGCCGAGCACUUUGGAGUCAAGUGUAUGGCUGCUGCACCCUACGUCAUUCCUUACCGACCUCCCCACCAGUUCUCCUCUCACUUUGCUCGCCGUCAUCGGUCUAUUUUCCACCGGUUGAAGCACGCUCUCGGCCCACACGAGCUCUCGUGGUCCGAGGUGCAGGAGUGGAUGUGGCCUCUGCUCUUCCCCUGUUAUCGGUGGGCGCGGUGGAGGGAAGCUUCUCUGUGCCUUCCGCCGUGCGCUUUCCUGGAUCCUGUGACAGAAGAGCCGAUCCGUGAUUGGCCCCCGCCCACACCCUUACUGUAUGGCUUCAGCCCUGCUGUUGUUGAAUGCCCAUCAUAUUGGCCUUCAUCUAUCAAAGUCUGCGGCUUUUGGUUCCCUCCGCACCAGCAUGCUGCAGAGCCACUCUCCCCUCCUCAUGCUCCUGCUUCAGCACCAGGAGCAGCAGAAGCAGAAGCAGCAACAGAGGCAGAGGAAGCAACAGAGGAAGCAACAGAGGAAGCAACAGAGGAAGCAACAGAGGAAGCAACAGCGGAAGCAGCAGGAAGAGGACAGUCAGAAAGGGAUGUUUUAUGGAGGAGCUGCACUGCCUGUGACAAUAUUGAAGAGCAACUCCUCCUACGAUUCCUCCACCCUCCCAACGCUCGUGACCCACGUCACCCCCGGAGCGAUGUGUUCUAUGUGGGAUUCAGCGCCAUGGGAAGCAUGGGGCUACUUCCCAAUCCCGCAUCUCUGCUUGCCACCAUCACUGCUGCAACCACGGCUCUCAAUCUGCGAGCCGUGCUCGUGACAAGUGGCGACAGCGCAUUGGAGGAGGCAGUUGUUGCAACGUGGAAGGAGGAGGAGUGUCGGCAGGGAGGGCCAGAUUCGAUAAAGAGGAGCAGAGGAGGAACAGUCUCGGUUGACAAAGAAGGGUUGCCCUUGUCCAAAACACCAUCCCAAAGACCACCACCGGAUCUAACACCACAACCGUCGAUUCUGCCAUCACCACUCUUGUCUCCUGCCUUUUCUGCCACGUCAGCACCGAGGCUCCUCACAUGUGGGAGAGUGCUUGUCCUUCGGGGCCCUGUCAGCCACGAGUGGCUCUUCCCGCGCUGCUGCUUCGUGCUGCACCAUGCGGGCAGCGGAACCACAGCAGCGGCACUCAGAGCAGGCGUACCGCAGGUGCUCUGCCCUUUCAUUCUAGACCAGCACUACUGGGCCGAGCGACUCUCCUACCUUGGGGUCGCCCCUCCCCCUCUCCGCCCGUCCGACCUCAUGCCUCUUGAAUCGAUUAAACUGCCGACAGCCCCAGCUGCUGCGGCUGCCCCUCUAGCUACAGUCGUCAGUUGCUUUGCUGCCGCACGGGAUGCGGGCAUGAGGGAGCGGGCCCAGGCGCUGUCACAAGAGAUAGAGAAAGAGGAUGGUGUGGCAGUGGCUCUGGCUGCAAUCGAAGGGGUGCUCUUCAAGUAAAGGCAUUGGGCUACGCUCGUCAUAAAUAUCCAUGAGACUUCAGCAGCAGUAUUCAAGGAAUUUCAGUACAAUCCAGGGGAUUUCCAUACAGCCAACGGCUUUACGUAACAUCCAGGGGGUUUUGAAGGCCACAUAAAGCCAACCACACGUGCCUCCAACACACUGGCAUCCACACCACACACCCGAGUUCCUUGUAGACUCGUGCCUUGUCUCGCUCCUCAUCCGAAUCAUCCCCCCUCUCUCUGAAUUUUAGUUUUGAGGCGGCUAAAAACAAAAACAUCCCGAGACUCGUGCCUUGUCCCCCUCCUCAUCCGAAUCUAUCUUUGAGGCGCCUCAUAAAAAAUAGACUCUCCUCAUGCCUUGUCCCCCUCCUCAUCCCCCUCCCCCUCCUCAUCCCGAGACUCAUGCCUCAUGCCUUGUCGCCCUCCUCAUCCGAAUCAUCCCCCCUCUCUCUGAAUCGCGGAUUCUUCUGCACACCACAGAACCGGGGGCUCAAGAUUGUGUCGUUGUUCCAAUAUUGAG